Cylicocyclus nassatus is the source of this 602-nucleotide messenger RNA. NCBI's taxonomy places the organism in Eukaryota, Metazoa, Nematoda, Chromadorea, Rhabditida, Strongylidae. The record is from the annotation of a GenBank genome assembly.
AGAUUGUUGUGCAAUCAAACCAUCCGAGGAUAGUUUGAAAUUUAUCAGUACUGGAGGACUAAAUCAUAUCCACAAUCCCUCUUCUAUGUGGCCAGUCAUUCUUCUUUUAUUAAUUGCAUCUAUACCCAUCACCGCUGAUGCCUCUGAUGUUGGCGCUACAAUGAAAUUAUCCUGUAUGUAUGCAUAUGCAAGUAAAUUGAGGCCAAACCAUCGAUUUUGGGCUAAUGUUCGAUUGAUGAAGAAAAAUGGUACAAGUGAUGCUCUGCUUGACGAGCAGAAACAAAUCAACACUGAUCGUAAACCGUAUAUGCACUUUAAAAUGUCGGCCAACGGCAUCAAAGAUCCAAAAGAUCUUUACAUUUACAUAAAGCACAACUGUGUUAGAAACCACACAACAAUGUACCGAGUGAAGAGCGUCGAUGUCAAAAUGGAUAACAAAAAUCCGAUGGUUAAAAAUAUAGGUACAAUAUUUUUGCCCUGAUAGAAUUUACGAAUAACUCCUUUUGCAAGCUUGAUGUGUUUUUCCAAAGUUAUAUUUUGCAGUUGCAAACUAAUAUGUGCUUUAUACUAUGAAAAUUGAUAAAAAAUUGACUAGUUCGUGU